Molecule: messenger RNA, 361 nt
Organism: Saccoglossus kowalevskii
Lineage: Eukaryota; Metazoa; Hemichordata; Enteropneusta; Harrimaniidae
Source: RefSeq, a predicted model, not a curated record
AUGGCGGAUGAUCCGGGACAUUCUCGAACUGGGAGUGUUCACCCAGGAGAUCACAUUCCUGAUAAAUCCAUGAAACUAAAGUCUACAUGUAAGUUUACACAAAGGCAAUUAUUCAAAGAAGAACCAUUGCCCGUAGAAAGUGAGGAACCGUGGAUUGAAGAAGAAGAUGCAGCAUUAGUUGAGUUCAUAUCUCUGUACCAGGAAAAGAAAAAAAUACCCUGGCAAGCACCCCGAAAUAAAGAUUUUUGGAACAAAUGUGCAUUAGCAAUUGCACAUAGAACAAAAUUACCCCAAAAAAAAGGGAAAUGAAUGUCGAAGUCGAUGUACAAAAUACAUGAAGACAAAUUUUGGCAAUGUGGAG